This is a messenger RNA of Ipomoea nil (Japanese morning glory), 963 nucleotides long. RefSeq names its product WEB family protein At1g75720-like. The transcript has 2 exons. Bases 197 to 835 code for a protein of 212 amino acids. The record is from RefSeq and is a predicted model, not a curated record. NCBI's taxonomy places the organism in Eukaryota, Viridiplantae, Streptophyta, Magnoliopsida, Solanales, Convolvulaceae.
UUAUAAUAAUUAGGAAUUAUCACAAACCAUUACUAACAAACAACCCUUAGCUAAUUAGCUUUUGCUGAUCCCCCGCCCCCCCCCCCCCCCCCCCCCCUUAUAUAUACCCAAAAUUAAUGCACCAAACUCACACCACAAAACUUUGUCCUCAUCUUCAUUAAUACUCACUACUGCAAGAUAUAUUGCUACUAUUGUGAUGGAGGGUGCGGUGGAGGGUGUGGUGGUGCGCGGCCGUGUCCAGAUCGACACCCGGAAGCCUUUCCGGUCGGUUAAGGAGGCUGUCCUAAUGUUUGGGGAGAAGAUUUUGGCCCCAGAAAUUUAUGCCAAGCAAAUCAACACUACUCAGGUGCAUUCAAAAACAAGUGGGGAAUUAGGAGAAAAGCAGACGACUACCACAAGAUUUGGAGGAGUAAAAGCUGCAAUAGAGCUAGAAGAGACAAAGCAAGAGCUCGGAAAAGCCAAAGAAGAAGGAACAUUAAUGGCGCAGUGCCUUCAAUCUCUCAAGGAAGAACUGGAACAAACAAAGAGAGAAAUCCAGCAGCUCAAGGCGGCAAAAGAACAGCGCGGGGCAGAGAUUGAAGAGCUCAAGUUUAUUGAGAAAGCGCCACCCAAACCCGAAGGUUAUGAUGAAGAAGAAGAAGAUCAAUUAUUCGAGAGAAAGAAGUCAGUGAAGUUCGCUAACCCUCCGGCGCUCACAAGGGUGAUUAAUCUCACUAAAGAUAAUAAUAAUAAUAAUACUGAUAGCCCUUCACUACAGGCGAAGAAGAAGUUGAAGAGGAGGCCUCUCAUCCCUCUCAUUGGAGCAUUGUUUACAAAGAAAAAGGGAAGCCAAUGAAAUAUUAUAUUGGAAGAUCAUAUCAAUUCAUAAAGUUGUUGUUUGUAAGUGUGAGGAUCGAACUUUAAUUAAUUUGGACAAGAAAUUCAAAAUAAAUCAGAGAGAGUAAAUUCCAUUUCAUGUUACUA